Oncorhynchus keta (chum salmon) is the source of this 5338-nucleotide messenger RNA. RefSeq names its product pleckstrin homology domain containing, family A member 7b (gene plekha7b). The coding region runs from base 639 to 4640 and encodes 1333 amino acids. The transcript is spliced from 28 exons. Gene Ontology annotation, molecular function: protein binding. The record is from RefSeq and is a predicted model, not a curated record. NCBI's taxonomy places the organism in Eukaryota, Metazoa, Chordata, Actinopteri, Salmoniformes, Salmonidae.
CCCUCCAAUAGAGUUCCAGACACAUCUAUGCCAAGGCGCAUUGAAGCUGUACUGGCUCCUCGUGGUGGCCCAACGCCCUAUUAAGAUACUAUAUGUUGGUGUCGUCUUUAUUUCGCCAGUUACAUGUAUGUUCCACAAGUCAUAGGCUUAUUAAAGGCUAUCUUAGAUUAAUCAGGAAAUGCUAUAUCAUUUCUAGUUUAUUCUACUGUAGGUGACGUCAUUAUUGCAGGAAAGAUCGUUCAGUUGAGUUUUGGAAUUUGCGUGUGAUGGACUGUUGUUUGGGAAUGUUAAUCUUCUCAAAUAACAGGGCGUUAAUGCUGAAAUCUUUUCAACGCAUUCCUUAUGUGUAAUUACUGUAGCUGCACCCUUGUGAUGCAUAACAAUACUGCGCUAGAUUGAAAUGAAUUGGAUAACCAUGUUUUACAUUUGAUUCAAUCACAGCCAACCAUGCACGCUUUGGUAUGUCCACACCCCUUUUUCGUCGGCUAAAAGUGGCACAAAGACGCGCUGGCUUUAGGACUUUUUUACAAGUUUGGUCUUCCCCUUUAAAAGUCUGCAGCCCUAGCGGUGAUCAUUGGACUGAAAACUCUGCGGAUGGGAAGAUGAGAAUGAAAUAGCUUGAACAAGAAGCCGGGAUCAUGGCGGCACCGCUCGGGCGGGACACUCUACCUGACCACUGGUCCUAUGGAGUUUAUCGAGAUGGCAGGGUCUUCUUCAUCAAUGAUAAAACUCACAGCACUACUUGGCUCCAUCCCCGUACGGGUGAACCUGUCAACUCUGGACACAUGAUACGAUCAGAUUUACCACUGGGAUGGGAAGAAGGAUUCUCGGACGAGGGGGCCAGCUACUUCAUUAACCAUAACCAGAAGAGCACGUCGUUCCGACACCCUGUGACUGGACAGAUAUCUCCAGAAAACACUGAAUAUAUGCUCCACGACAAGACAGAGUCCCGGGGCAUGUCCAAGCCACCGCCACCGGCCAGUCAGAGGCCCCCCAGCAUGGUCAGCCAGACUUCCAAGGCUGUGACCUCAUCAACAGUGGAUGUCACCUCAGGGUCAAAGCCGCAGGGCUCUAGGAGUAGUGGCAAGGUACACAGCUUCGGCAAGAGGGACCAAGCCAUCAAGAGGAACCCCAAUAUCCCUGUGGUGGUCAGGGGAUGGCUCUACAAACAGGACAGCUCUGGAAUGAGACUGUGGAAGAGGAAGUGGUUUGUGUUGUCUGACUACUGCUUGUUUUAUUACAAAGACAGCAGAGAGGAGAUGGUUUUGGGGAGCAUCCCCCUGCCCAGUUAUGUCAUCGCCACUGUGGAGCCUGAUGACCACAUCAGCCGCAAGUAUGCCUUCAAGGCGAGCCACACAGGAAUGCGCUCCUACAUUUACAAUAAGAACUCUGUGAUUGGCUCGCAGGCAGAGCACGGUGGGAUGAGGACGUACUUCUUCAGUGCCGACACCCAGGAGGACAUGAAUGGUUGGAUCCGAGCCAUGAACCAGGCUGCUCUCAUGCAGAGUCAAGGCAUCAAGAGAGAGGCAGUCACAGAGAGACCAGAAAUGUCAGUGCAGCAGGCAGUACCACAGACCAACCACGUUAACAACAACACCAGUAAGAGCCCCUCCCAGUCGCGUUCAGGGAGCCUCCAGCGGCCCGAGAGAGAGGAGCCUCCGGAGGGGGAGAUCCGACUGAGCCAGGGGGACGAGGAGAGGUACGUGUUGGAGGCUCCUAGAAAGCUCAGCCAUCCAGCCACGGAAGUAGAGGUGGACAGGCUCUCCCCAGACACUCUCCCUGGCCCCUCACACCCCAGGAAUGGCCAGGCCCACAAAGUCCUCGCCACGCUGCCCCCUGAGCAGAAUGGGAACGUUGUGUAUAAGAGGGGCCUUGUCCCACGGACAGCCACAGAGAAGCAGGUGCAGAGGAAGACUGCUCUGGCUCAGGUGGAGCACUGGGUCAAUGUACAGAAGGGAGAUCCCAAGAGCAACACAUCUACUACUGAGUACUCCCUCCCCCUCCCUCGGCGGACCCCUCCCCUGCAGCCUAAGGCCGUGGUAGUAGAGGCCUACCAGACAUUGCCAAAGACCCCCAGACUCCCGUCUGGCGGGAGCUCCCCUUCGGCGCCCCGCAACCUGCCCAGCGACUACAAAUAUGCCCACGACCGGCUCAGCCACUUCCGCAUGUCCACCGAUGAGCGCAUGGCCACCAAGGAGGGCAUGGUAUGGCAGCUGUAUGAGUGGCAGCAGCGCCAGCAGUUCCGCCACGGCAGCCCCACGGCGCCCAUCUACACCGGGCCAGACUUUCUGGACACCUCCUCCUUCAGGGUCACUGUGGAGAUGCCUCGCUCCAUCUCUGUGCCCCCUUCCCCCUGUGAAGUCCCCCCAUCUGUCCCCACCUUCAAACCACUGUCCCCCCACAGGCCACACACCCCCUCAGACAGGGUGACGGUCAGGCCGCUGGAUGAGGUGCCACCUGGGGAGUCGCCCACCGGUUCCAGUUCUCCUAGACGGGUGUUUUCUCAGCUUUCUAAGACUAGUCAGCUGGAGAGACGGUCAAUGCCAGCCAUGGGCUACAUCACACACACAGUCAGCGCACCAAGCUUGCAUGGGAAAACGCCAGAGGAGUUGACCCUGCUGCUCAUUCAGCUCAGGAGUCACCAGGCCAAGAUGGCUGGUGUCCACGGCGACGCCCUCCACCACCUACAUCACAACGGCCUCCUAGGCCCCAGCCUGCAGGCAGAUGAUACUUACAUGCAACUGAAGAAGGACCUGGAUUAUCUAGAUCUGAAGGUGGGCCCCAGGAGAAAAGAUCAUGUUACAGGCCGUGAAACUCUAAAAGACAGACCAUCGAGACCUGUUCAGAUAGCAGAGAGCGAUGUUGAUGUGAAGUUAAGCCGACUGUGUGAACAAGACAAGAUCCUUCAGGAGCUGGAAACAACGAUACGCACGCUCAAGGAAGACAAGGACAAGUUGGAGUCUGUGCUGGACGUGUCCCACCAGCAGAUGGAGCAGUACCGGGACCAGCCAGCCCACCAGGAGAAGAUAUCCUACCAGCAGAGACUACUGCAGGAGGACGUGGUGCACAUCAGAGCUAAGAUCUCUCAGGUGUCCACGGAGAUGGAGAAUGCGUGGAAUGAGUACAGCAGCCUGGAGAGAAAUGUAGACUGGUUGAGGACAGCUCUGGAGGGCCAGAUGAACCGCAGUGGGCUCUCUCAGAAGGAGAAGUCCCAGUUCAAGAGGGAGUUGUGGAGGAUUGAAGACGUAAUAGCAGGCCUCAGCUCCAGCAAAGCCAACUACCAAGUCACCAUCUCCUCUGUGACCAACCCAGAGAGAAAACUUGUGCCUUCCGUGUCGCCGUCGUCAGUGCCUUCUCUGUCUGCCAGUCCCUCCCUCGGAGAGAUGAGACUGGCCCAGCAGCACAGCCCUCACCUCAGCCCCACAACCCCCACCUCCACCCAGCACACCACCGCAGCCCUCCCCAUAUCUGUGUCAAAAUGGGCAAAUGAGGGCGCCCCUCCCCGACCACCACUACCUCAGCUAUACAGUCCUGAGGACCACGCCCCCGCCGUGCCUCCGCUGCCCAGGGAAAGCAGCGUCAUCAGACACACAUCUGUACGAGGCCUCAAACGACAGUCUGACGAACGCAAGCGGGACAGGGAGAUCGGCCAAUACACCAACGAAGACAACAAGGUGGAGCUGCGCACCUUCCUGAGUGAACCUGAGCUUCUGGGAGUGGGAGGGUCUGGUCACAUGAGGAUGGGGGCCUUGGGGCAUGAUGGUGGCUACCAGACCCUGCCAAGCAGAGGGCCGGCUGGCUCCUCAUCCAGGCUAAAUCAGUCCACCAACAUCUCCUCAUAUGUUACCCUCCGAAGAGGAGCCUCAGCCGCCUCAGGCCUGAAGGAGAGACCAAAGAGUGCCUUGGAGCGUCUGUACUCUGGGGAUGUGCUGCAGCAGCAGAGCAGGGGGAGGAUGAGUGCUGAGGAGCAGCUGCAGAGGAUGAAGAGGCACCAGAAAGCUCUGGUCCGCCAGCGCAAGAGGACCCUGAGUCAAGGAGAACGCCAGACCUCUUCAUCACGAGCCUCCUCCUCCUCAUCAUCACAGCAACGCCCCAUUUCCGCAGACCUGGGCUCAUGGAGGCGAGAGCAGGAGUUUGACCUGCAGUUGCUGGAGCGGGCGGUGCAGGGGGAGGAGGCGCGGGGUGUGGUCCAGGGUGAGGAGUGUCCAGCAGAGCACAGUGAUAGACCUCGGUCCCAGUCAGAUGAGUGGCUGACCCUCCGCUCUACAGCCACAUCCACACUUACCCAGGAGGUGGAUCUGGAGACGCUGGACUAUGACCUGGACCUCAGCCGAGAGCUGGCCAAACCUCAGAAGGUGUUAAUCCCUGAGCGCUACAUAGACACAGAGCCUGAGGAACCUCUCAGCCCUCAGGAGGUGGAGGCUCGCCAUCGCAACAUGGAGCGCAUCAAGAACAUUCUGGCCAAGUCCAGUGUUCAGAUCCUGGCGGGGCCCUCUGUGGCGGUGGACCAGCCAGAGGUGGUGGGUCUGGACUCAGCCCUACUGAAGCAGGAGAGGAUCAUCACCAUGUCUUACGCCCUGGCCUCAGAGGCCUCCCUCAAGAGCAAGCAGGUCGCAGCCAAUGCGCUUUCUGGACACUGAGGUGCUGUUCCAUGAUGACAAUACAACCUGGAUUCUUGAAGAAAGAAAGACUUUGGUGCUGACAGUUACACUGUUAUACAGUAGAUGGGUGUUAGUGAACAUUUAACCUGCCCUCAGUAGCACGCAGCAGGACUUACUCGCUGAUGCAUUUUUAGGAGCUAAAAUGAAGUAACUAUUUUCUUAAGAAAAUGUAUGUCUGCCGUGAAAGCUGCUGUGCAUAUUAACUUUGGAAGUGUGUAACAGAUGUUAAUCCCAUAAUAGAAAAGGUUUUAUACAUGUUAUUGCACUUUUAGCAUUAUACUGUAUCAUAGUGAAGAACUGAAAGAGAUAUUUUCAAGAUGAGAAUAUUUUGUCUUGCAGUGUGAUCUGAAUUUGGAGGGAACUUGUAUUUUUCAAAAAAAGUUAAUGAGAGUAUUCACCAACUGGAAGGUUGAUAUGAACAUAAGGUACUGAACAUGUGUCAUGUUGAUUGUAUUUUUGUCAAAACUCAGACGAUAUUCUUACACCAAAUCACUUGAAAUGUAAUUUGUGUUUGUAUCCAGCACUGCCAGUCUCUUAAUGGCUUGCCAAAUUUAUUUUUUAUUUUUGCUUACAACAUUGGGAGGAAAAUAACAUUGAACAUAAUAUUUUCUGGAUGGCUUGGGCAGGUUGCACAAUGAUAAUUAUUACAAAUGUAAAUAUUAAAGAUAUUAACAUGA